This is a messenger RNA of Emys orbicularis (European pond turtle), 4944 nucleotides long. RefSeq names its product FYVE, RhoGEF and PH domain containing 5 (gene FGD5). NCBI's taxonomy places the organism in Eukaryota, Metazoa, Chordata, Testudines, Emydidae. Gene Ontology annotation, cellular component: cytoplasm. Bases 127 to 4944 code for a protein of 1605 amino acids. The transcript is spliced from 20 exons. The record is from RefSeq and is a predicted model, not a curated record. Gene Ontology annotation, molecular function: guanyl-nucleotide exchange factor activity; metal ion binding.
UUUCCAGACUUCACAAAACCACCACUAGCACCAAAACCAAAGAUUAUCAGUCAUCUUUCUUCCGUGGCUGUCUCCAAAUUUCCGCCUUCAUUGUCAAGGCCUGAUAUUCUUCAUAAUCCAAACUCUAUGUCUAGGGGUCCAAAACCACCCAUUGCUCCCAAGCCAAAACUCUCAGCUGACACUGAGGGGAGGUCCAGUGUUUAUACCAACAAUAACUUAAAUAAAUUCACAAAUGGAAAACUGAUAUGUCCCGAUGGAGAGCUGUAUGAAGGAAAUCAAUGCAACAUUGAGUGCUCGGAAUCUGAGGCUGGUGAUGAAUAUAUCGUAGUUCCUGAAGCUCAGCUGACUGAUGACUUUGAACAUGCGCAUGACGAGUGUUUAGAGUCAUCUGCAGAGAAUGAGGUCUUAGAAACUCCAGAAGCAUCAGGGGAGGAAGAGGAUCAUAGCAUAGCUAAUGACGAGGAGAUUUGUAAUCCAGAAAUAACUGAAGCCGAGGACAAUGACUCUUCAGAUGCUGUGGAACCUGUGGAACCAGACUCAGAUGGAGCAACGGAAAUGAGAGGCUGUGACAGGUCUGAAGCACUUAGUCAAGUGUCUUCAGGAGCCCUUGAAGUAGAAGAUGUUGCUUCUAAGAAUAUGGAUGAAGAAGUGGACUGUGUAGAUGACCCCCAAAACUACUUCAAAGGUGAGGCUGAGGAAACAUUUAAUAACCUCGAUCUGGUAAAGGACAAUAAUGAGUAUAACCUGGAAAACUGUAAGAUUUUGAAUGGAGAUGAGGACUUGAAGGGCAAUAUCUGUGAAGACAUUAUUCUAACACAUUUACCUGUAGAUGAUGAGCUAAUACCAGAAGAGAAUGAUGAACUGCCCCAAACUUUAGAAGAUGAGCUAUCAAACAAUGACACAGAAGUGAGUCCAGCAAACAAUGGUGACCUGGAUGAUAAUGCAGAGUUUGUACUGAGUACAGAAACGGAAUUAGUAAAUUAUGGUUGUGCAAAUCCUGAUAUAAUUCCUGAUGAUGUUGAUGAAGAAGAAACAGACAUUGGGUUAGGACUGAAAGAAAAUGAACCUGACGCAGAAGAGGAUUUGGGAGGUUCUAUCAAUGAAGCUGCAGCUGAAGAAGAGGAAGUAAGUCCAGAUAACGACAAAGAAACAAAUGUGGAAAGGGAAGACUAUAUAGAUGAUGGGUACCAAACCAUUGAGAUGAAGAGUGAGGAGGAAACAUCAAAGACAACAUGUGAGGCUAGAGAAGACUCUGAAAAAGAGGAAGAAGUGGUGAAGGCAGAGAAUAUAGAUGAUAGUUGUCAAAUUGUUCCGUUUGAGAGCGAUUGCAAUGAAGAUGUCAUUGACUCACCCCAAGAAAACUUAGAUGAUAAUUUGCAACCGGAAAGGACUUUUUUGAGUAAUGAUAGCCAGCUCUCUAGUCCUCAAACUGUUAGUGAGCCAGAGCUGGAAGUGGAAUCUAAACCAAAUGUGUUUGUUGAAGAUUGUGGUGACAAUGAAUGUGUCUUGGAAGAAUCUGAAUCAGAUGAGCAAGUUCUUGAAGGCAACAAGGUCAGUCAUAGUAGCUUUGAAGAAAGCUCCCCAAAUCCACCUGAACAAGCAUCAGUUGAGGAUAAAUACCAUACAGCAGAAGAAUUAGCUAGAUGUGAUCAAAGCAAAUAUAAAGCAGACUGUGCUAGUGAACAUGAGUCUAGUGAGUAUUUAGCAGUCCCUGAAGUGGUUGUUGUACCUGAGGAAGGAGAAACAACCAGUGAUUCUCUAGAUGAUCCUUAUGUGAUGCCCUCAAAGAAUGCAACCCCUCAUGUUAGAGAAGUGGUGCAGACCGAAUUAGAAGAUAUUCCAUGUGAUUACAGCAUAAGAGAAGAACUAAUUGUAGACACUGAAAACAACCUGCUAUCCAUUGAUCGAAAAAGUAUGGUCACUAGAACAAGGUCACUCUCUGGGAAAGUGCCUGGCUAUGUGCCAGAAACUGUUCCAGAAGAAACUGGACCAGAAACGGAUGUACAGUCCUCAAAUGAUGACUCUCUGACUGAAUAUUUAACCAAUAACUUACCGCUAUUGGAAGGAAAACCAAUAGAAGUCAAUAGGGCCUUACCAGCCACGUCAAGACGCUUUAUUUUAUACCCACGGUCUUACUCGGUAGAAGGGAGAGAUAUGCCAGUCUCUGUUUACAGAGAAACUGAUGGCUCUACAUUGGAUGACAAUAGAAUAAAGAGGACAGAAGACAACCUCUUUUUGCCCUGUGUAAUUGGUUCUUCAGGUAGCUUUUCACAGAGGAAUCACCUUUCAUCAAGUGGUGUGUCCACCCCAUCCUCAGUUGUUGACAUACCACCUCCUUUUGAACUAGCCUGUAUCACCAAAAAGCCAAUCACUAAAAGUUCCCCCUCACUUUUAAUAGAGAAUGAAUCUCCUGAUAAGUACACUAAGAAAAAGAAAUCAUCUUUUAAGAGGUUUCUCACCCUAAAAUUUAAGAAGAAGACAGAAAAUAAGGUCCAUGUGGAUGUUAAUGUUUCCUCUUCAAGGUCCUCUUCAGAGUCUAGCUAUCACGGGACUUCUAGGAUUAUGGAACUGGACAGAAGGAGCUUGAGUAGUUCACCUCAGCUAAAGUCCCAUACUGGGAAGCUGCGAGCUUCUGAGUCUCCCUCUACUGUUCUUUUCUACAAGGAUGGUAAAAGAAAGGGGAUACCCAAAACCUUUAGCAGGAGUGUGUCGAGAGUGGAGUCCUUUGAGGAUCGAUCCAGACCUCCUUUCAUGCCACUCCCCUUAACUAAACCUAGGUCUAUUUCGUUCCCUAAUGCUGAUACUUCUGACUAUGAAAACAUUCCAGCUGUGAGCUCCGAUUAUGAAAAUAUACAAAUUCCUCCUCGAAGACCAACCAGAGCAGGAACUUUUACAGAAUUUUUUGAAGAUCCCAGUAGGGCAUUAUCUGCUGCUAAUGAGAAUGACGGCUAUGUGGAUAUGAGCAGCUUCACAGCCUUUGAGAACAAGCAGCAAACCACAGACCAGGAAACAGAAAGUGCCUAUACCGAGCCUUACAAGGUGUGCCCUGUCUCUGUGGUACCCGUGGAGGACGUCACAUCAGACGAGGAACAGAAGAGUUCAGAAGAUGAGGAGAGUAGCCAGGGGGAUCCCAGCCUCGUCCAUAAAAAAGAAGGACAGUCCAGAGCUUACCUCAUCGCCCAGGAGCUGGUGUCUUCGGAGAAAGUAUAUGUGGAGAUGCUCCGGCUGUUACAUGUGGAUUUCCAUGAAGCGGUCUUGAAAGUGCUGGGGGAUGAGGAUGAAAAUGAGAGGGAGGAGGUGAAGCUCAAGCAGGGCUUGAGUGAGAUCCCUGAAAUCUACAGACUACACCAGGAGAUACUGGGAGAACUGGAGGAAAGAGUCCUCAAUUGGGAGGAACACCAGAAAGUGGCCGAUGUUUUUCUCUCAAGAGAAUCAAGGUUCAAUCACCACACAGCAUAUAUUAUGCAGUUUGAUAGGAAUUUGGCUUUGCUAGAUGAAACCUGCCUUAAAUCUUCCCAGCUGGCCACUGUCAUCCGGGAGUUUGAGCAGGAUCCUGGCGGCAGCCCCCUGAAUGUGAAACACCAGUUUUUGAAAGUGGUGCAGCGCAUAUUCCAGUACCGCGUGCUACUCACAGAUUACUUGAAUAACCUUUGUCCUGAUUCUGCAGAGUAUGAAGACACACAAGCUGCCUUACUCAUGGUCUCUGAAAUUACGGACCGAGCCAACGACAGCAUGCAGCAAGGGGAAAACUUGCAGAAGCUGGUACACAUUGAGCACAGUGUCAGGGGGCAAAGCAACCUCCUCCAGCCAGGAAGGGAGUUUCUGAAAGAGGGAACACUGAUGAAAGUGUCUGGGAAAAACAGGCAUCCUCGGCAUUUGUUCUUGAUGAAUGAUAUUCUGCUGUACACGUAUCCCCAGAAGGAUGGCAAAUACCGACUGAAGAACACCUUGGCUGUGUCCGGCAUGAGGGUCAGCCGCCCAGUGACAGAAAAAGCCCAAAACGUCCUGAAGAUUGAAUACGCUGAACACUGCCUGACCCUGUCAGCAAGUUCAUGCUCUGAAAGGGACGAGUGGUAUAGCUGCAUCAGCAGAACCAUUCCAGAUGACUACAAAGCGCACAAUGCAUCUAUCUUUCACAACAGUAUUGAGCUAAGGGAAAGGCUGGGAAUAUCCUUGGGUGAGAGGCCUCCAACCUUGGUACCUGUGUCCCACGUCAUGAUGUGCAUGAACUGCGGCUCUGAUUUUACCCUCACUCUGAGACGCCAUCAUUGCCAUGCAUGUGGGAAGAUUGUAUGUCGAAAUUGUUCAAGAAAUAAGCAUCCCCUGACGUACCUCAAAGACCGACUAGCAAAAGUCUGUGACGGCUGCUACUCAGAACUGAGAAAAAGAGAGCGGCCAGUAAGUGUGAGCUUCCCUCCAACUUCAUCCAGGUUUUCAGGCAGUGCCUUCUCUUCCGUCUUCCACAAUAUUCACUACUCAUCCUUCAAGAAACAAAAGAAGAUCCCUUCUGCUCUUAUGGAGGUAGGACCAACGCUGCCUGAGAAAAGGUGGCAGCUUCAGGAGAGGGCUCUUCUAUCAGUGGCUAUCUCAGCAGGUGUAAGAGAGGCAAAAGGCACUGGAAGAAGCUCUGGUUUGUUAUCAAAGGCAAAGUCCUCUACACCUACACGGCAAGUGAGGAUAAAGUCGCCACAGAGAGUCUGCCUUUGCUGGGUUUCACAGUUGCCCCAGAAAAGGAGGAAGGAAGUACGGAUGCAGUUUUCCAUCUUUACCACAAGCAAACCUUGUUUUAUAGCUUCCGCACGGAGGAUAACAAUUCAGCACAGAGGUGGAUUGAAGCCAUGGAAGAAGCAACCAUAUUAUAGCAGUAAUCAAUCAAGAGGACUUGGAAUAAACUCUCUGAUUUCUCUACAUUCCCAUCAGCCCGUUUCUGUUUCAAGAAGCUGA